This is a messenger RNA of Balaenoptera acutorostrata (minke whale), 2006 nucleotides long. It is a transcript of the gene IGF2BP1, whose product is annotated as insulin like growth factor 2 mRNA binding protein 1. Gene Ontology annotation, biological process: nervous system development; regulation of gene expression. Gene Ontology annotation, cellular component: nucleus; cytoplasm; cytosol. The coding region runs from base 1 to 1734 and encodes 577 amino acids. The transcript has 15 exons. NCBI's taxonomy places the organism in Eukaryota, Metazoa, Chordata, Mammalia, Artiodactyla, Balaenopteridae. Gene Ontology annotation, molecular function: mRNA 3'-UTR binding. The record is from RefSeq and is a predicted model, not a curated record.
AUGAACAAGCUGUACAUCGGCAAUCUCAACGAGAGCGUGACCCCCGCGGACUUGGAGAAAGUGUUUGCGGAGCACAAGAUCUCCUACAGCGGCCAGUUCUUGGUCAAGUCCGGCUAUGCCUUCGUGGACUGCCCCGACGAGCACUGGGCGAUGAAGGCCAUCGAAACUUUCUCCGGGAAAGUGGAGCUGCAAGGAAAACGCCUAGAGAUUGAACACUCCGUCCCCAAAAAACAAAGGAGUCGAAAAAUACAGAUCCGAAAUAUUCCACCCCAGCUUCGAUGGGAAGUACUGGACAGCUUGCUGGCUCAGUAUGGUACAGUGGAGAACUGCGAGCAAGUGAACACCGAGAGUGAGACAGCAGUGGUGAAUGUCACCUAUUCCAACCGCGAACAGACCAGGCAAGCCAUCAUGAAGCUGAACGGCCACCAGCUGGAGAACCACGCCUUGAAGGUCUCCUACAUUCCUGAUGAGCAGAUAGCACAGGGUCCCGAGAAUGGGCGCCGAGGAGGCUUUGGCUCUCGGGGUCAGCCCCGCCAGGGCUCUCCUGUGGCAGCGGGAGCCCCAGCCAAGCAACAGCAAGUGGACAUCCCCCUGCGGCUCCUCGUGCCCACCCAGUACGUGGGCGCCAUCAUCGGCAAGGAGGGUGCCACCAUCCGCAACAUCACAAAGCAGACCCAGUCCAAGAUCGACGUGCACAGGAAGGAGAACGCAGGUGCUGCCGAGAAGGCCAUCAGCGUCCACUCGACCCCCGAGGGCUGCUCCUCUGCCUGUAAGAUGAUCUUGGAGAUUAUGCACAAGGAGGCAAAGGACACCAAAACGGCCGACGAGGUUCCCCUGAAGAUCCUGGCCCAUAAUAAUUUCGUGGGGCGUCUCAUUGGCAAGGAGGGGCGCAACCUGAAGAAGGUGGAGCAGGACACAGAGACGAAAAUCACCAUCUCCUCGCUCCAGGACCUCACCCUCUAUAACCCUGAGAGGACCAUCACUGUGAAGGGCGCCAUCGAGAACUGCUGCAGGGCCGAGCAGGAGAUCAUGAAGAAAGUUCGGGAAGCCUAUGAGAAUGACGUAGCUGCCAUGAGUCUGCAGUCUCAUCUCAUCCCCGGCCUGAACUUGGCUGCCGUAGGCCUUUUUCCAGCCUCCUCCAGUGCAGUCCCACCACCUCCCAGCAGCGUCACCGGAGCUGCUCCCUACAGCUCCUUUAUGCAGGCUCCAGAGCAGGAGAUGGUGCAGGUGUUCAUUCCUGCCCAGGCAGUGGGCGCCAUCAUCGGCAAGAAGGGGCAGCACAUCAAACAGCUCUCCCGUUUCGCCAGUGCCUCCAUCAAGAUUGCUCCUCCUGAAACUCCGGACUCCAAAGUUCGUAUGGUCAUCAUCACUGGACCCCCAGAGGCCCAAUUCAAGGCUCAGGGAAGAAUUUAUGGAAAACUCAAGGAGGAGAACUUCUUCGGUCCCAAGGAGGAAGUAAAGCUGGAGACCCAUAUCCGGGUGCCAGCGUCGGCAGCUGGCCGGGUCAUUGGCAAAGGUGGCAAAACGGUGAAUGAGCUGCAAAAUUUGACAGCAGCGGAGGUGGUGGUGCCAAGAGACCAGACCCCUGAUGAGAACGACCAGGUCAUCGUCAAGAUCAUCGGGCAUUUCUAUGCCAGCCAGAUGGCUCAGCGGAAGAUACGAGACAUCUUGGCGCAAGUCAAACAGCUGCACCAAAAGGGACAGAGUAACCAGGCCCAGGCCCGGAGGAAGUGACCAGCCCCUUCCCAUCAUGUCGGCUCAAGGACAACAGGCCGAAAUCGAGAGCACGUUCUCCCCAGCAGGCCUGAGAAUGAGCGGGAAUCAGGGACACUUGGGCCAGGAUGUAGAUCAGGUUUGCCCACUUGCUUGAGGAAGUCGUUCCAGUGAGGAACCCUGAUCUCUCAGCCCUAAACACCCAACCAAUUGGCCCAACACUGCCCACCCCUGAGGGUGUCACCAUGGAAAUUCUAGCUCAGGGUGCUUUUAAACGUGGAUUGUUUUAAGUU